AUGGAGCAUAACUCUACUGUGCUUCACUGCGAGGGCGUCAUUGUGACCGGCAUCGCGUAUUCCACAGCAAAUGAAACAUGCCGUAUCUUUGUUGGAUGGGAGGAUGACUCCGGGAGCCGGCACAUAAGGGUCCGCCUACCAGUUACUGAAGGCGUCGACUUAGAGACAGCCACGGAGGGUUUCGACCUGCGCUCACACCACCAUAUCUCUGCCUUCAUGAGAUUCGUAUCACAGGUCUGCCGUUAUGGCGGACAGAUUGCGUCCAGCCUGCCCGUCACUGAUCUGCCUCACACGGACAAGAUAAAGUCGUCCUCCCUGCGUUCAAACCAUUGCGGUGAUCGACUUUAUACCAAGGUCACAACAUGGGCUGCCCAAGUGCGGCCCUCAGACCUCCAGGAGCCCAGCAAGUGUGGACACGAUAUCACAUCCAUGCAGAUCAUGCACCAGCGACAUCAACAGCCCGAUUCCACAGGAAUGCCUGCCGCAGGGCUGGUCAUGACGUGGCCAUCGAACCCGAAUCAAUGGAUACUCGAAGCGAAUCUGGGCGACGUGUUUGAUCUCCAAUAUCCUGGUAUCGCCGAGUGGUCAUACGAUCACCAUGUUUACACAAUGGGGAUGCUUCGAAAUUGCCAAAGUCACAAGGAUUUUGCCAACGUCCUCGACACGUUUUAUGACAUAUUUUACGGGCUUCCAAGAUAUGCAGAGGCAUCCCCAAGGUCUUCCCUUCCGGCGAGCAACGGCACAUCAUCUACACUACCGUCAUCCCACUUUGAACAUCGCUCUGGAGCUUCCACUUUGGCAAUACAAGUUUGCGGAGUAGUGGAGGCAAUGCGCUUGACAGAGUGCUCUCUGGUGCCUGAUACCUACAAGCCCUGGCGGAUGGCUGCGUCCUGGCUCUGGUUCUCGGAGCUACGCCUAACUACUCCCGGUAGCAUGGACCCGGGUUUGAUCGUGUACUGUGAUACGCUCACCGUGGAGUAUCCACGCUGUACAGAGUAUGAUGAGAUCCUUCAAACCCCAGCAGACUUCGACCCGCAAGACGAGGAUCUACGUAUCAUCCCGCACGACUCUGAAAGCACUCUCCGACUCAUGUCAACUCAUCGCACACGUACCUCCGCUGACAAGGCAGCCAUGGGAUCUGACCACCCGACUGGGCAAUGGACUCUUGCUGAACUGAUAGAGAUGCGGCAUCCCUUCAACCACGUUGAGCACGCACUCGACAUAACGUAUACCAAGAUCUUGGACGGCGAUCGUCUUCUCGACUUGUGGAAUGCUGCAGACAUCCGGACGGCAAGGUCAAUCUCGACCGAGAAGAUGAAAAGCCGCCUGCUGCGCUAUCCCCUUAGUGGCCCGAUCGAUGACGCGGUUGUUGUGGUGCUAGGUCACUUCGGCGAUGAGCUGUGCAGCGCCAUAGGCCACCCAGCGGCUCAGGUUGUACUAGGCACGCUUCCAUUCGUCGAGCCGUGGAACAUAUCGCUUCAAGGAGAUUCCGACUCGGAGUCACCCCCUCUCCCCGCCCACUCCGACAUCCCACAUGCUGAUCACCUCGAAUCGACACCCCUCUGUCUACCAGUCUUGCUCAGCGCGUACCAAACCGCUGGCGUAUCCCUGGACAAUGCGACACGAAAUCGGCUGCGUCUGGCUUCUGUUGGUGCCGUACGGUUCCUCGCUGUACUUGGCGUGACGGAUUUUCCUGUUUAUGGCUUGUCGAUCUGCGGCCCGUAUGGGAUUCCGUCCGUAACGUGGUACUCAUCCGAAGACAAGGCAUGCUAUACCGUCGACCGGAACACGGCGCGCCGAAGAUUCGACCUCACGGAGAAGCACGGCGUCCUGCGCUACCUCGCCUUCCUGGCAAGGAUGCGAGAGCAUGCCCAAGAGCUUCACAGACGGUUCGAGGAAGCCAAGCUCAGCUUCUUCCAGCGCAUGCAAACGCCAGAAGGUUUGGCGUCCGUGCGAUGGACCGCGCGAUCACAGAUGGACGAUCGCAAGCUGUGGAUCCAAGGAGAUUAG
Molecule: messenger RNA, 2010 nt
Organism: Trametes versicolor FP-101664 SS1
Lineage: Eukaryota; Fungi; Basidiomycota; Agaricomycetes; Polyporales; Polyporaceae
Exons: 7
Coding region: 1-2010 (669 amino acids)
Source: RefSeq, a predicted model, not a curated record